AUGGUGAUGGAAAACGUCUCUUCCUCUUCGCUGUUCUCAACCAGCUCCACCACUCAGCAUGAAAACUCCACUGUGUCCAAUUACUUCUCUGGCCUCCAAAGGAGCAUGCAUAUCCUUUCCAUGGUGGUCUACAGCCUUGCGUGUCUGCUGGGGGUGACGGGCAAUGGCCUUGUCAUCUGGAUCGCUGGCUUCAAGAUGAAGAAGACAGUAAAUGCCGUGUGGUUUCUAAACCUGGCUGUUGCUGAUUUCAUCUUCACCUUUUUUCUGCCCUUCAGCAUCGCCUACACUGCCCUGGGCUUUCACUGGCCAUUUGGGAAGCUCCUGUGCAAACUGAACAGCACCAUUGCCUUCCUCAACAUGUUUGCUAGCGUCUUCCUCCUAACAGUGAUCAGCAUAGACCGGUGCAUUUCGGUGAUUUGCCCUGUGUGGUCUCAUAACCACCGGACACCAAAGUUGGCUUCCAACAUUGCCCUGGUCACAUGGGUCCUAGCCUUCAUCAUCAGCUCUCCGUAUCUUGUUUUUCGAGACACGGCUACUAAUUCGAAGAACGUCACCAGCUGUUACAAUAACUUUGCCCUGUCUGAUGACUAUAAAUCUGAGGCGACACGUCGGCUGUGGAGAAUGAGGCACAAAGCGAUGAUCGUAACCAGAUUCUUAUGUGGGUUUCUCAUCCCCUUCACCGUGAUCCUUGUCUGCUACAGCAUCAUUGCCGUCAGGAUGAAAAGGAGCCAUCUAGCCAGGUCCACUAAGCCUUUCAGGAUCAUUGUUGCUGUCACAGUGUCUUUUUUCCUCUGCUAUUUCCCGUACCAUGUCUUCUGCUUGCUGGAAAUGUCUAAAAACUCUUCCAAUCAGGAGCUGAAAAUGGCCCUUUACAUAGGGAUCCCCUUGGUUUCCAGUCUUGCCUUCUUCAACAGCUGUAUCAACCCCAUCCUCUAUGUCUUUGUGGGGCAGGACUUCAAGGAGAAGUUCCGACAGUCCAUCCUCUCCGCCUUCGAGGGGGCCUUCAGUGAGGACUCCAUCCUGACCACCCUGGCCAGCAAGAGAAAAUCCAGAGCCACUUCUGAAGCAGAAAUUCCGGGGGUUUAA
Malaclemys terrapin pileata is the source of this 1086-nucleotide messenger RNA. RefSeq names its product chemerin-like receptor 1. The transcript has a single exon. Gene Ontology annotation, cellular component: plasma membrane. The record is from RefSeq and is a predicted model, not a curated record. The coding region runs from base 1 to 1086 and encodes 361 amino acids. Lineage: Eukaryota; Metazoa; Chordata; Testudines; Emydidae. Gene Ontology annotation, biological process: phospholipase C-activating G protein-coupled receptor signaling pathway; positive regulation of cytosolic calcium ion concentration; complement receptor mediated signaling pathway. Gene Ontology annotation, molecular function: complement receptor activity; N-formyl peptide receptor activity.